AUGGCCACCACAAUCGCCUAUGGGGCAACCCGCAGCAUGACGCUGGUCAUCACGGCCUUGCUAGCCAUCGCCAUGUACAACUGCCUCGUAUUGUAUUUCUGGAUCUUUUUUUUCUACAAGCGCUACCAAGGAAAAUACUUCUGGAUCAUGAUCGGCGCAACCACCGGUGUCCUUUGGUACUCCGUCUUUGCUACAUUGAUCGGCUUCCAGGUCGGCUCGGCCAAGGCCAACGUUGUCAUGCAAGGAUUCGGCUACGUCUUCAUGACCACGGGCGUCGCCCUGAUCCUGUACUCGCGCCUCGACCUCGUCACCAAGGGUAAAAUCGUCACCUUCGUCCUGUGGAUGAUCAUCAUCACCACCUGCGUCAUCAAUAUCCCGCUAGCGGCGCUGUUCGCCGCCGCAUUCUGGACGAAGAAGGUAGCCACGGUAGCCUUGGUGUUCGAAAAGAUGGGGAUCUUAUUUUCUUGCAUUCGUGAGUUGAUCAUCACAGCCAUCUUCAUGUGGGAGGCCAAACGCAACCUCAAGUCCCUGCUGGACGCGAAGGGCAAGGAAGGCAAGCGCAUGUUUUACAGCCUGAUGACCGUGCUGGUCGUCGUGAUCUUCCUCGACGCAUCCAUCCUCGUCUGCAACUUUGCCAACUACAAGCCCAUCAAGCUGGCCUACGGCGGUAUCACCAACAGCGUCAAGGUGAUGAUGGAGUUCGCUAUACUCAACCGUCUGAUCAGCCUCAUCCAAUCCCCCACCAUGAUCUGCCAACAGGGGAUCCCCGAAAUUUCCCUGAUAGACAACACCAACGCCAACGAUACCCGCAGGAAUUUCUUAAACGCCCAAAACAGAAACAGCGCCUCCCACCAACAGCGCAAUACCCCCAGCCCAUUUUCCCCCGGGAGCGGCCUUCCCGAAGGCCCAGACGAAUACAAACAGCGCCGCAGCAGCGACCCCGACUCCAACCCAGACACAGUAACCUACCGCCACGAGGAGUUCCUGGAACCGUCUCCUCAAGAACAGUACCAUGCCAUGUCACGGGAAACGACAGACGCUACCCUCGCAGCACCCGAACGGAGUCUAUCGUGGGAUCAUAUCACGCAUAGCGGGUCUAACGGGAGCACGGAGGCAGGCUCGAGCAGUAAGGAGUCGCCGUUACAGAUGGUGUAA
This is a messenger RNA of Aspergillus campestris IBT 28561, 1155 nucleotides long. RefSeq lists its product as uncharacterized. The record is from RefSeq and is a predicted model, not a curated record. NCBI's taxonomy places the organism in Eukaryota, Fungi, Ascomycota, Eurotiomycetes, Eurotiales, Aspergillaceae. The coding region runs from base 1 to 1155 and encodes 384 amino acids. The transcript has a single exon.